Molecule: messenger RNA, 1344 nt
Organism: Penaeus indicus
Lineage: Eukaryota; Metazoa; Arthropoda; Malacostraca; Decapoda; Penaeidae
Product: secreted acidic protein 2-like
Exons: 3
Coding region: 229-519 (96 amino acids)
Source: RefSeq, a predicted model, not a curated record
GCUCACCCACACACACACACUCACGUAGCCACGCACACCCCAAUGUAUUCACUUCGGCGAUAAGCAGCGAGAAGAGGGAGGGAAACGGCAACGCUGUUAAAAAUCGACAGGUGUUCUGGCCUCUUGCGUUCUUAUGUACACGAACUACUUAUUUCUUCCCUUUCUUCUAGCAUUCUGCCUCAGGGUGAGCUUGCGUAAGGAGUAGCUGUCCCGAAUCCGAAUCAAAACAUGAGAGCGCUCGUGUUGGUGAUGGUCCUGGCGAUACUGCUUGGCUCCACUACGGGCUGGGAGGUCUUCGAUUCCGCUAGCCAAGUGGGCGCCAGUGACCACAACAUUGUUAAAAGGGAAGGGAAAGGCACUGGAUAUGAUGACGAUGUUACAAGUCCGAGUAGAGAUGAUGAUGACGACGACUAUUAUUACGAUGAUGAUCAGAAUUAUAGUGAUGAUGAUGGUGAUGGCGAUGAAGGGGAUGAUUAUAGUGGCGAAUAUGUCACUGAUACUAAUGAUAAUGAUGACUGAUAAAGAAACGUCAUUGAAGAGGCAAGACAUAAGACGGACGAGUAUGCAGUGACCAUAAGGACUUUCUACCUUAAGCGAAUUUGAUCUACUGUCUCCGUGUGAUCGCCCUCAGCCUUCUUCUACGUGUUAAAAUGACUUACGUGUUUUGUUCUGAUUCCACGUGUGCCUCUUUCCCUCGUGGAUAUUGGUUUGGCUUUGCGACCCAUUAGGAUCACGUAUAUCUAAUUAGGAUCCUGUAUUUUUACUCGGGAUCACAUAUAUCUAAUUAGGAUCCUGUAUUUUUACUCGGGAUCACGUAUAUCUAAUUAGGAUCCUGUAUUUUUACUCGGGAUCACAUAUAUCUAAUUAGGAUCCUGUAUUUUUACUCGGGAUCACAUAUAUCUAAUUAGGAUCCUGUAUUUUUACUCGGGAUCACGUAUAUCUAAUUAGGAUCCUGUAUUUUUACUCGGGAUCACAUAUAUCUAAUUAGGAUCCUGUAUUUUUACUCGGGAUCACAUGUAUCUAAUUAGGAUCCUGUAUUUUUUUUUACUCAGGAUCAUGUAUAUUUGUGCUUAAAAGAGAUAGGGCAGUAUUACCCAAAGUGAAUAUCGAAGAAAAGUGUAAACCGGUUAAUUUUCAUCUGAGGCUAAUCCUUCUUAUCAGAUUUUCGAUGUCUUUGAGAUUCUUACCAAAAUUUCAAUGUCAUUGGAUCACAUUCCUACCAUAAACACACACACUAACCUGUGAGUCAUGUAUAUACACAUUGAACGUUAUUCAGCUGCCUAUCAUUAUUCAAAUUCAUGUAUGUUAUUAUUCAGUUUCCUUCACUAUGGACGUUGCAAAGUG